Messenger RNA from Mercenaria mercenaria, 2410 nucleotides. Its product is annotated as isoaspartyl peptidase/L-asparaginase-like. Gene Ontology annotation, molecular function: asparaginase activity. The transcript has 8 exons. Bases 178 to 1176 code for a protein of 332 amino acids. The record is from RefSeq and is a predicted model, not a curated record. NCBI's taxonomy places the organism in Eukaryota, Metazoa, Mollusca, Bivalvia, Venerida, Veneridae.
UUUAUUACUUAUGCUUGACUUUCAGACAUACCUUUCCUUAGGUAUGUAAGAAUGUCAAAAAUAAACUCGCAGUACACCUUAUCGCCGUUCGUACCAAUGAAAUAUUGCUUCAGUUUGAAGUCAUAUCUAUAACACCACGGGUAGCAAGUGUUUGAAAAAACACCGACUGAUCAAAUUAUGUCGACAAAUGUAGAACCUGCUAUUAUUGUCCAUGGCGGGGCAGUGGUGUUCCCAGGUGACAAGAAGGAUAAAGCUUCGGAAGGAACAAAGAAAGCUGCAUCUAAAGGCUACCACGUGUUAACUAAAGGAGGAUCAGCGCUAGACGCCGUACAAGCCGCUAUCUGUGUACUAGAGGACAAUCCUGCAUUUGACGCCGGAACGGGUUCUCCGUUGACAUCAGAAGGUGAUAUUGAGAUGGAUGCAGUAAUUAUGGAUGGAAGAACGCUCAAUACAGGCGCUGUAGCGGCCGUGAAAAACGUGAAAAAUCCUAUUGUUCUGGCCAGAAUGGUAAUGGAUCAGACGCAGCACUGUCUAUUAGUAGGACAAGGAGCUAAUAAGUUCGCUGACGAGCAAAAUGUUCCGAAAGAACCAAAUGAAAACCUUAUCACUGAGGAAAAUAAAGAAAAACUCGAAAAGUAUAAAAAUUCUUACGGUGAAGCAGCGGAGAAUGAUUUUAGUGCAAGGGACCAUGACACAGUUGGAGCAGUCGCUAUAGAUAAAGAGGGUAAUAUUGCGUUUGGAACUUCAACAGGGGGAAUAACCAACAAGAGACCAGGCCGAGUUGGUGAUAGCCCUAUUGCUGGUAUCGGCGGUUAUGCCGACAACAAUGUAGGAGGGAUUUCUUGCACUGGUCAUGGAGAGUCUAUAACGAGAGUUGCCUUGGCAUAUGACAUCAUAUCAUUAAUGAAAUAUUCUAACAAGUCCACACAAGAGGCUGCAGAUUACGCUCUUGCUAAGAUGAAAGAGAAGCUGCGAAACGCCAAGGCAAACCUCGAAGCAGGGGUGAUAGGCAUUGGCAAGGACGGUAACCCUGUGUACUCAUUUAAAACUAAGCAAAUGGCAUGGGCAUGGGCGAAAAAUGGGAAACUACAUAAUGGUGUAAAUUUUGGAGAAAAUAAUACAUACACAAUUACGACAGAUGCCAAUGGAGAAUACAAAUUUGAUAAGGACGAAUGAAAUAGUUAGAGAUAUCAAAACUGGGCGAUGAAGUCGCACUAAUAUAUACAGAGAGCAGUAGCAUUAGAAAUACAUUUUAUUGUACAUGUAACAGACGCAAGUGCCAAUGUGAAAUACACGUUACGUCAAUCAUUCCUUGACUAAUAUCACAAAUGCCGUCACAGAUACAUAGACUUAUCGUUUAAAUUCCUAAUUUAGUUUUUUUUAUAUUUUGUGAAAAUGUUUCAACAGAUAUUUUAAAUCCAUAUUACAAAACUGUUUAAAAAGAUAUUCUAAAUAUUACGCCUACGUGUCCACAGAUGCAAGACUAUACAUAGCAAUUGUUUGAGCUUUGUUAUUUAUUCAGAUUCUGUUUAAGCUUUAUUGCGUAAUCAGUGGUUUAUAAAAUUCAUUUGUAACUAGGCUUAGCCCGGUACUAGGGGGUGUGAGGGGUGUUGCACAUUUCCAUUACCUCUCAUGAACAGACUCAAGCAAACAGAGUUAGCUAUUAUUUUGCUUGAUUGCAUUCUAUGCUUCCAGACAAUACUUUUUAUAGAUUUUAUUGGUAUUGCUCUUUUUGAAAUUACUGCAUUUCUUAGACACAGUUAUAACACUGUUCCAUUCAUGUUACGCCUCCAUUCUUUUACACAUCUACCUAACAAAUUACUUCGCUUUGCAAUAAACAAUAACAGAGAUCUUUGAUGUCAUUUUAAGCUACGGCUUAUCAAAAUUAGACCUUUUAAGCCCAAAAUUUAAUAGGUUUCAUGAAACGAGUUAUAUUUUUUGUUUCCUUGCGAAGUUUAACCUAAUAGCUGCACGUACAUUACAAAGUUAAGUAUUAUGACCGAUUUUGUGAUUUGAGUAAACAUAAAAGGUAAAAAAUAUUGACAAAAAUCCCAUUUUUAUACGAUUUAUAUUUUAUCUUUGUAAAGUUAUAUAUUGGAUUAUAUACAUUAUUAAGACUUAAACAAAAUUUACAAUUUCUGUACUUCAUUUCUGAUUCAAAGUUUAAUUGAGCUCAUUGUUUAAGCAGGUUUUAUCAGACUUAAAUAUUAUUUUGUACAAUAAAUAAUUGCCAUACCCUGCGAAAAAACAGCAGGUAAAGUUAUAAGUACCGCUGAAGUUAUAACAAUUGAAAAUUGUCUUGCAACAUAGGGGGUGGAUAGUAUAUUUUGUUAUGAUAAUUAUUGUUUUUAUUUGUUAAAGUCGCUUGUGCAUGGUUUUGGCUGAUGGCAUAAAAGCUAUUUAAAUUCGA